CGCCAAGCACUGGGGGGGCGGCGGGGGGCACUCUGGGAGUGGCGGUUGUUUCAAGAUGGCGGAGGUGGCCCCCGAGCCGGGCGGGGAUGUGUAUUGGAGCCGGGACAUAUCUGAUGAAGAACAGCCAAUGAUGUAUGUUUCAGGGUUGUCUACAAAAGGGAAUUUAAGAACAAGAUAUUUACCAAAAUGUCAUAAAGGUGAAACUGAGCUGAAGGUGCCUAUAGCUGUUUCUUCUGUUUCCAUGGAUCCUGCUAGAAGCACAGGAGAUCUGACAGUACAUCAGGUCACUAAUGAAGGAGGAAUGAAGAGUGCUUCUUUAAAGGAUUUAUGUCCUGAGGACAAGAGACGCAUUGCAAACUUAAUUAAAGAACUUGCCAGGGUGAGUGAAGAGAAGGAGGUGACAGAAGAGCGGCUGAAAGCUGAACAGGAGUCAUUUGAGAAGAAGAUCAGACAGCUAGAGGAACAGAAUGAGCUUAUCAUCAAGGAAAGGGAAGCUAUGCAGCAGCAGUACAGAGAAUGCCAGGAACUUUUGAGCCUGUAUCAGAAGUACCUAGCUGAGCAGCAGGAACAACUGUCGCUCUCCCUCUCUCAGCUCAGUGCUGCCAAGGAAAAGGAGCAGAAGAUGUCUGGUAAGAAGUCCUCCUGUCCACAACCACCCUCUGAACUAGAUGGUUCGUACUUAGCUGUUGCAGGACCUCAGAUUUCGUAUAAGAACAGUAAAGCAUCAAAGCCUGGAAGUCCAAGCCGUGUAGCAUUGUCUCAGCCUUGCAGGAAUAAUCAUAAUUAUGGAACUGAAAUCAUUUACAACCAUCAAGAUCGUCCGAAAGAAAAUCCCUUGGAAAAUGGCUUGCACAGAAAGUGCAACAAUAUGAUUUCCUCAGUCAAGCAGAGGAGCCCUCACCAUGUAAAACCAGCUCAGGAGAUGGACCAAAAAGCAAAUGAAUUUUCAAGCACUUGCCCUCCACAAAUGACCUGUGGCUGUGCCUGCAAGCAUGUAGGGAGCUCAGGUGGCGUUCAGAAGAGGCACCAUGUCAGCCAGGUACCCAGAAGAGUCUCUGGACCUGCUCACAAAACCUGUGAUUAUUCCAGGCUCUCUCGAGUUUCUGGGCUGAAUGACAGCGGGGGUUCAGGGUCUAAAGAAGCAGAACAAGCUAAACGGUUGUCUGAAGAAAGAAGGCAACAGCUGCUGCUGCAGAAGAUGGAGCUGGAAAUUGAAAAGGAACGUCUCCAAAAUCUGUUGGCUAAACAAGAAGCAAAACUGCUCCUAAAACAACAACAACUACACCAGUCCCGAAUGGAUUAUAACAGGUUUAGAGGCCGUGUGUCAGGUUCAGAAGAUGUGCUCAUUGAUGAAACACCUGGAGAACUUGCUCUGAUGAUGAACGGCAACAGCAUGGGGCUACGUGUACCGGUGUCAAAACGUGAAGAUUAUGAUCCCAGGACACCACCAGUGAGCAAAGCCUCCAGAACGUCACGGAGCAGCGGUGGGAGCAGUUUGGGGAAGAAGAUGGCUGGUAUUGGUGCAAAUGUGGAAGAUAGGCAAGCCCUUCUGAUGCAGGCAAAGAGGGAAGGCAGCAAGUCAAGGAAAGGGACAACUUCAGGACCUAGGGGGGAUGCAGCCACAUCUCCUGCACUGAUGGGCAGCAGCAAAGAGCUUGUAACCACAGCCACAUCACCAAUCCAGCAUGACAUUUCACGGUAUGAAGCUUCUCUUCUUGACAUGGUUCAAGCUAUGAAUCCAGUAUCUGCCCCAGGACACUACUACAGAGAAUCCUAUGAGAAGAACAAAAUGCACACGCCUGGUCGUGUGAAUCACAGGUCGUCAUCUUGGUGCCAGUCCCCUCGUGAUUCCAGAAGCAGAGCAGGAGAGUUAGAAGAGAGACGGCUGCUGGAGGAGAUUUUCUUCAUUUGACACUGCUCUUUGGUCUACUCCCCUUUUAUAGAAUUUGUAGUACCUUUUUAUUUCUGAUCUGUUUGUUUUUAAGUACCAUUUUUAAAUUAUUUGAGCAACAACAGAUUGUCUUCCUUCUUCUAAAACACAGUUAAUUAGCAUCUAGUUUCAUUUUGGAUUUAGUAAUCAUGCUGCAAGGAUAUUUUGGGGAUACACCAAUCAGAAAGCGUUAAGAUUUUUUUUUUUUGAAUCUUUCAUGUGCCAAGUAAUCAUUCAAAAAUAGAAUUUUUUUCAUCUACAACAUUUUCUAAUAGAUUGAAGUCACAGUUUUGCCAGCCUCAUAUCAGAAGUGUAUUUCAUUAUCGAUUUUUUGCUCUAAAGCAGUUUGCAAAAACUGCCUAACAUUCAAGAGCCACAAUGUUCAAAGUAGAUUAUUUUCUAAUUAAACAAGUCUGUUUAAAACCUGGUGUAUUACAAAGGUACAAGCACUUUACUACUUUUGUCAAUGAUUUUGUGAUCUACUUUUCCCUUCAGCAUUCUGGUAUUUAACAGGCUGCAUUUUUAGGGGUUAUAUCAUAAGCUCAACUGUACAGCGUCUAAUAAUAUGAACACAUGAUGUUGCAGGUUAAUGUCUUAGGCAUCCAUUUGAAAUACAUUCCUCUUUAAAUCAGUGCUAUUUGACAUAGUCUGUGUACUGGGAGACCUAACCCUGAAAUAGCAGUACACGGUCAGAUGUUGUAGUGGUCCAAAACCUAUGUGAUGUACUUCUCAAGAUGAAAUUUAUAGCAGUGGUAGGGUAAGAACAGUCUUAAGACAUUUUCACUAACUUGCACUAUUUUGAUCCGGUAUCCAGGCUCCAUUGUAAAUAAGACAAAUCAGUAAUUAUUUCCACCAGCAGCUUGCAAUGCACAUUUCCCUGCCGGCUUUAAUUAUUCAUGCUAUAUCUAUUUCAGUUUAUUUAAAUGCACUUCCAUCUACUGCAUGUACUUGGUUAUUUAAAGAAAUGUGCAGAAUUGGUAAAAAUGACUGCAGAUUACAGGAUUAAUGGUCAUUUUCUCCACAAUGCUGUGUUCAUAUUUUAUUGUAACAGUAGCCACCGGCAUGUGUUCCUAGAAAUAUGAGGCUAAAAUACUCAUUUUGCACAGUAAAAUUGCAGCGAGGGAAAGGUAGAAUUGAGCCAAUAUGGGCAAGUUCUAGACCAUUUGCUCCCAAACACUGCUUCGUGGGCCAGUGCGGUUUUUUUGACAGUCUUUUUAGGUAACCGUGCUGAUCUUAAUGGCAGCGGGUUGCUGGCCUGAUCCUUAGGGUGUCACUGCUCCCUGCCUCCAAUGUGCUCCCGUGCAGUGCUUGGUACUCCUGUGCUCUGCAAGGAGCUAGCAAGGCUCAGCAAUGAGGUCCACUGUGCCCCUCCGAUGAGAGCAUGCACUAUGCAGAGCAUCGAGACAGACCCCCUGGCAGCGUCCUGCUUUUAUAGCAAUGAAAUAAAAGGAGAAUGAAGGAGGAGAUGAACCAUAAUUCUGAGUUGUUUCACUCAGGAUCUGUCUUAAUCACAAAUUAGGUGAUACCUUUUCCAUGCAUCCCAGCAGGAUUUUAAAGGCUGCUCGGAGGAGUUUACAGGAGGGAAGCAGCAUUACUGGACCAGAAAAUGACUACUGUAGAAAGACCCUGCUUGGUCUGUCCUGCUGUCAGUGAGACAGUGAGUUCUUUCUAAUAUACCCAUCUGCUGUUGAGUUCCCCCCCUGGUUCUUCUCCCUCGACCUGUGAAGGCACAGGUUUGUGGUUAAAGCCCCAAAGACGUAAUAGGUGCUCUGACACAAGUACAGCAGCUGGGGCAAUAGAUUUUCUCACUCAGCAUGUUUCUGCUGGACGAGCAGCCUGCUUCUUUAGGAAGGCAGGGAAACGAUGGGGAAGGCAGAGAAAAAUGUACAAGGAGCAACAGGAAAAGCAUAGAAAACCAUGAAAGCUAUGACCGACACGUAGAUCUUAGUGUUUGGGGAUUUCUGUGUGUGCAGUUUGUUUUGGUUUUGUUCAGGUUUGGCAUGUGUAAAGAAACAGUUCUCUGAUUUCAGUCCAAUUGCUUCUCUUCUCUUUUCCACUUUGACUGAAACUUUGAUUGCCUUUUCUAAUAAGUGCUAACUGACCUUUCAAAAAAGCAAAAUAUAGAAGUAGAUCUCUUAAAAGGUGCCUUUGCGUACCCAGUUGAGAACACUGCAUGGGAGCAUUAUGUUCUUUGGUUCUUUGUGGGUGCUGGUAUAAAGCUGCUUUAGGAUUCCUUAUGAUCCAUUUUGCCCAUUAACAAUUCUAAUUCUGAUGGUGACUUUUGACUCAAAUCUAUAUUUUGGUAGUAGCUCUUUUUAAAGUGACAUUGUCAGGGUUGCAGGUUCUACACUCAAGGUGCUGUCCAUCAGUCAGAGCUACACGGGAGGCAUACCUUUAUGUAGGCAAGAAUUCUCAAAUUAAGAUAGUUGAAAUAUCUGAUGGAUGAAAACCUGCAUGUUUUAACUGUCUGUGAGAUAUGAACCGAGAAGCAAAAGCUAUUAAUUUGGCAGACCCUGUGAAAAAUCAUUUUUUAUAAUGCCGGUUCUUGCUCUAGUUAUCAGCAGUACAUUAGGAAUAGUGUUUAGCAGUCAGUGCAAGCAAAGAUAUUUUGCCAUGAGGCACUACAAAGUUGAAGUUAUUAAAACAUUUAUAGCCUUAGAAAAAAAAUCAAUGAUUGUCAAAUAGGAAAGGACAAAAUCAGUAUUUGGGACUGGGAGGGGAAUUGUUUUCCAUCUGCUAAAACAGUAGAGGAAAUGCUAAAAUUAAACUAGCAAAAGCAAUCACUUGACAGUGUCCUUUUACUUUUAAGCUCCUGUAUUAGGAAGCUGCCGCUGGGGAGAUAGUCCAGCCACAGAAUGUUUGUCCAGAGUGUUUCCAGUUAACACGCUUCAGCUGCGCGCUGGGCUGUGUUCUGCCUGAGAGUUUGUGGAGGAACGUGGCUCCUGCCAAGGCUGCUGCCCACACCUUCAUUUUGUGUUCUUCCCAGGUGGCUCGUGCAAUGUGCACUGCGCAUGUUUGUGUGCUCACUGCUUUUGUGCACCUUGCACGUGGUGGACCUGCAGCAAUCACGCGCUUUCCUCUUGUAGCCUCUGAAGUCUCACUGUUGAACACCAUCUUGAACGUAUAUUUAUAAAUGUAUGUGAGGUCUUAAUCUAAUAAAUUAUCUGGGGAUUUCAUUUAAUCUUAAAGACUUCUGUUUAUUUGAAUGAUUUUCAGGUGUCUUUUGUCCGACUCAGAUGUAGUAACUGUCAUUGAUAAUGUGUUCCACUUUCCACACCAUCAUAUUAUGUGUAUUCUGAGUCUUCAUCAGCUUGCUAAACCCAAUGAGCCCUCUCUUUCUCUCCAGGACAUGAAUAUCGCUGUGAAAAUGAGCAAGACUUCUUUCAGAGCUUGAAGUCUAGGGGAUAGAUCUCAAAAAGAGAGAAGUGGGAAGCCAGCAGCAUGCACUGGGACAGAAAGGAGUUAGAAAGUAAGAAAGAAAGGAUGGAGAUAAGGACAAGAAAGGACAAGAAUAACAGGCAGAGAACUGAACCAAAGGAUGAGAGAAGCCAGCUCUGAAGGUGGAGAGAAGUUGAUAAACGAUUAUAAGUUGAUGAGGGAGAAAUGUCUUCCACCACUGGUUCCCAACUGAAGCCUGUGCCCCUUAUCCUUUUCCAGAUCAUGUUCCUGCAUCUGGGGAGCUACUGUCCAAAGGAUGAAUGGUAAAUAAGUAAAGGAGGAAAUGACCUAGCUUUGUCUGCUCCCCUACAGAAAAGCUUGUCAGAGGAACCACACAGAGAGUAGGAGAGUGAAACCUGGAUAUAAACAAGGCAUGGACUGAAUUUCAUUGCUAGCAGCAAUGGUGGUAUGAAAUUAGAUUACAGAAGAAUGUGACAGUGGAUAUAACAAGAAUCUGAAUAAGGGAGAAACAAGAAAAACAAAAUUUGCAGUGAUCCACUGAGCUGUGGAGGUUUGGUGCUAAGGAAGGAGAGGAAAGGGCUUAGCUAUGCUUGAAAGAGACUGAGCCUGAGAUAUCGAAAAGUAUCCCUUGAAAGCACACAUGAGCCCAGGGUUAAACUCCAAAAGUUGCAACAGAGAUUUUUUGAAAUACAACCUCCAGUGGUGUUUCAGUUUGUACCAUCUGAGGGCGAGAGAGCACAGCCUGGUUAGUUAGUAACCUCCUUUUUCACUGU
Messenger RNA from Lagopus muta (rock ptarmigan), 6102 nucleotides. Its product is annotated as KIAA1328 ortholog. Bases 56 to 1912 code for a protein of 618 amino acids. Lineage: Eukaryota; Metazoa; Chordata; Aves; Galliformes; Phasianidae. The record is from RefSeq and is a predicted model, not a curated record. The transcript is spliced from 11 exons.